AUGGAGUUCUCGGAGCUGAUCAAGACGGCGACGGUGGAGAGCGUGGUGCUGUCGUGCGCGGGGCUGCCGGCGGUGAAGGGCACCCUGUGCAUCACCAGCCACCAACUGCUCCACUCUUCAUGUCCCGGGGGGGACGCCCAGCCCGGCACCGGCACUGUGGAGCUCUGGCUGCUCAUCCGCAACGUGGACGCCGUGGAGAAGAGGCUUGCCGGCUCCUCCGGCACCAUCACGCUCCGGUGCAAAGACCUGAAGGUACUGCAGCUGGAGAUCCCUGGCAUGGAGGAGUGUCUCAACAUCGCCAGCUCCAUCGAGGCUCUCUCCUCGGUGGACUCCGUGAUGAUGAUGUACCCGUUCUUCUACAGACCCCAGAGCCUGAAGCUCGAGGAAGGAUGGCACCUUUUCCCCCUCGAGCAGUACUUCCAACAGAUCGCCUCGCAGGUGAGCCGGGAAGGGAGACACCCGGUGAUGCUUCGCAGCAGCCAGCCGCUGAUGGGCCCCAACCGAAAGCGUUGCCGCGAGGACGAGAUGCUGCUGGGGACGGUCCUGGAUGAGGAGGACCGGGGGUUUAUCAUCGACACGCGGUCAGCCCAGGCGGCGAAGCAGGCUCGGAUGACGGGGGGAGGCACAGAGCCCAAAUCCUCCUACCCGCAGUGGAAGAGGCUGCACCGGCCCCUGGAGAGGCUGGUGACGGCGCUGGCCCAGGUGAUCCUGGACCCAUCCUGCCGCACGCUGGUGGGCUUCCAGGGGCUGCUGGAGCGGGAGUGGAUCGAGGCCGGCCAUCCCUUCCACCUCCGCUGUUCCCGCUCUGCCUACUCCCAUGCCCGGCUGAAGCAGGAGGCGCCGCUUUUCCUCCUCUUCCUCGACUGUGUGUGGCAGCUGAGCCGCCAGUUCCCCUUCUCCCUGGAGUUCAGCGAGCGCCUCCUCCUCACCCUCUUCGACAACGCCUACGCCUCCGUCUAUGGCACCUUCCUCUGCAACAAUGAGAAAGAGAGGUGCCUGUGUAAAGUGAAGGAGAACACGCACUCCCUCUGGGCUUGGCUGAACCAGCCUGGGGAGAGAAAGAAGUACCUGAACCCUCUCUACUCGCACAACGCGCUGGUCAUCUGGCCCUCCGUUGAGCCACAGAGCAUCCAGCUCUGGCAGGGUUUAUUCUUCCGAUGGGUCCGUUCAUCCCAGUACCUGGACGAGGCCUGGACAGAGAUCCAGCGGUUAGCAGAAGGCAACGAGCCCUCCGUCAAGGAGAGCGCAGGGAAGAGGCUGAGCCAGUCCCUCUCCGCCCCCGCUGCCCGGACGGAGAACGAAAGAUGA
Molecule: messenger RNA, 1308 nt
Organism: Charadrius vociferus (killdeer)
Lineage: Eukaryota; Metazoa; Chordata; Aves; Charadriiformes; Charadriidae
Product: myotubularin-related protein 9-like
Exons: 8
Coding region: 1-1308 (435 amino acids)
Biological process (GO): negative regulation of autophagy
Source: RefSeq, a predicted model, not a curated record